Messenger RNA from Carassius carassius (crucian carp), 2425 nucleotides. RefSeq names its product calponin homology domain-containing protein DDB_G0272472-like. The transcript is spliced from 4 exons. The record is from RefSeq and is a predicted model, not a curated record. The coding region runs from base 172 to 1398 and encodes 408 amino acids. Lineage: Eukaryota; Metazoa; Chordata; Actinopteri; Cypriniformes; Cyprinidae.
UUGAUUUAUAGUUUGUAUUGGACCGAAGGGCAGAUGAACAGUGACCAUAUGUUCAGCGCACAUCCAGACCAGCAGGUGGCGCUCAUUAUCAACAAGCUACAGCAGAAUCAACGCAGACAAUGUUGAAGUAAGAGGUGGAUAGACUCUUCAGUGGCAUUUCAUCAACGCACAAUGUCUAAACUGCAGGUUUUAAGUCUUUUUCUCACAGAAAGAUUAACAUUAGCUGCGCAGGAGAUAUUUAAGGCUGUGGAAGACGUAUUUUCAGAGUAUAAUGAGGAGAUUUGUCGCUCCAGACUGGAGAUUGAGCUGCUCAAGAGGAGACUGCAGCAGACAGGAGUUCAGAUGGAGUCUGUAACGCAGCUUUGCGCCUCUGAGACUCAAGGACAGAAAUACAACCAGACAUUUUCAGAGGAAUGGAAAUCUGACCAUGACUUGAAAGAUACAGCAAUGCAUAUGAUCCUAGAUAUUUGUACAAAGGAGGAGGAGAAUGAAGAGGACAUGUCUGUGUGCGGUGAAUCAGCAUCUUUAUCACCAUGUGUGGAAAUUUAUCAUGAUCAGACGCCCAGCAAAGACACUGAAACCCAAGUGAUGGACAGUAGUGAGAAUAAUUGUCACUUUAUUGAACAAGCAGCUCGGAUUAAGAAUGAGCCAGAAACAUACAUCACCUGUCAAAUUCAGCAUAACAUCACAAAUCAUGGCUCAGAUGAUUCAGGCGUCAGUGAUGUUUCCACUGACAUCAACAAAGUCAAAGUUAGCCACAUAGGCUCACCCAGACAUGAGACACAAACAUUUAAUGUAAGUCUAAAUCAAGAGAUUUUGUCGCAGCAUCGGAGGGAGCUGGCCCAGAUAAGAGAGAGAAUGUCUUUGAAAAUCCUGCCCUGUGACUCUGACUGUAAAAUUAAGAAAAGUGAACCGACUGUCUGUCAGGAUGAAGUGUCAAAAUCUGGCAAGCAGAAACCCGACAAUGCAAGAUAUAGUCAGGCCUGGAGGGAACGUCUGGAAAAAAACCCUGAAAAAUUUGUUGAGUUCAGGGCUUUUGAAGCUGAAAGAGAGUAUAGAAGAAAGAGGACUGCUACUUCUGUAGAAAUCGAUAAGAAUAAUAAUCGUGAGAGACAGAGAAGAUUCAGAACCAAUAAGAAGUUACAACAUCAUUGUAAAGCUGAUGAUAACCCUCAGCCACCUAAAAAAACGAAAGUCUUAACAGAAGAAGAGAGGAUGAAGAAACGAGAGUAUGAUAGGAUAAAGAAAAGAGAAGAGCGAGAGAGGAUGGGAGACGAGAAGAAAAGACAAAUUCGUGAAAGAGAUGCAUCGCAAAAGAGGGAAAAAAGAAACAAGACAAAAUUUCUUACCGGCGCUCCACAUACAAAUUUUGGCUCUAAAUUGUACAGCUGGAACUAAAUCUGCAAAACGGAUGGCAGUGUUACAGAUGAGAGAAAAAAAUCUGGCUGAUGCAGAAAAGUUGGACGUUGUAACAGACUUCAUCCAUUGUUGUACUCCACAUUAACAAGCAACUUUAGAAGCUAGUGGUCUGGAAAAAGCUAGACGGUGAAUAGAUUUUGAUGGUCCACUUCUAAAAGAACUUCAAUCCACUUUUGAAGCUCUAUAGAAGGAAACUGGAUCCUUAGAGAAGCAGCGCCUGAUUGCCACUAGUUUAUUGGUUGCCAAAAAGUACAGAAUGCAACACAUUUAAGCAAAGACGCUUUAAUCUUCUUCCAAGCACAUCUCACUAAAUUAUCAAAGUCCUCAUCCAGUGAAAGUUUAUGUAAAAAACGAAGGUCUGAUGUCACUUGCAUGGAUGUUGUGAACAAUUUAGUUGCUUCCUAAUGAAUCCUAAGGUAUCACAAGAACUUCCUUACUGAGGACUGUAAAGAAACAGUAACAAAGAUUCCUCAUGAAGAUCUCUCUACAUAAGGCCUAUGAAGUCGCUUAGGACGCUUGAUGUAGGCGGCAGUACCGACAGUGUUUACAAAUGUGGAGAAAGAGGACUGUUCAAAAGUUGUUGUAUGUUCAAUGACACAUAUUCAAAUUUUUAAAAGAAACGACAUUUGACUUAGUCUUUGCACGUUUGACUUGUAAACAGAGUCAGUACUUCCGCCUACAUCAAGGGUGACCUUUUCAAUGUAAUAACGUAUUAUGUGAAGUCAUGGACACGCAUCGCAGAGCAGUGCAAGGCAGACAUUUCUGUUUAUAAAGCAUAUAAUUAAUUUAUUUAAUUUUUUUAGAAAAUGACAGAUCGUUUCACUAAAUAAAACCCUUAUUCCUCGUCUGGUAUCAUGUAGAGCCCUUUGAAGCUGCACUGAAACUGUAAUCUUGACUUUCAACCGUUUGCUAGCCGUUGAAGUACACUAUAAGGAGAAUAAUCCAGAAUUGUUUUCAUCAAAAACCAUAAUUUAUUUUCGACUGAAGAAAGAAAGAUGUAAACAUC